Molecule: messenger RNA, 789 nt
Organism: Dichotomopilus funicola
Lineage: Eukaryota; Fungi; Ascomycota; Sordariomycetes; Sordariales; Chaetomiaceae
Exons: 2
Coding region: 1-789 (262 amino acids)
Source: RefSeq, a predicted model, not a curated record
AUGGUCAACGUCCAGAUUCUAUCUCGGCCUCUGGCCGCCGUUGUCAAUGUCUUGCUUCUGUUUCCCCUCGCCGAAGCCAUCCCGCUCUCCGACAACAUCGCUAGCGGCCCCAGAGCCCACUAUCCCACGCGCAGCAUCGCCGGGGUCUCCGUCGUGGACACGCCUAUCGUGCGCGCAGCCGAGGCAUACGCCAAAAAGUACAGCCAGGACUUCACCUACCAACAUGUCAUGCGGUCGUGGCUGCUCGGCGCGCUCGUCGUGAAGCACAAUGACACCUUACAGGCCACGGUUGAUAUGGAAGUACAUGCCGUCGCUUCACUAUUACACGAUCUCGGCUGGGACCAAGCGGAAAACUCGCCCAUGAUCAGCCCGGAUCGCCGGUUCGAAGUUGAUGGGGCGAUCGCCGCGCGGGAUUUCAUCCGCUCGCACCGGGAUGGCCGGACGUGGGAGGAACGCCGAGUGCAGUUGGUCUGGGACUCCAUCGCCCUGCACACGGAUGCGAGCAUUGCUGCAUACAAGGAGGUUGAGGUCCAGCUUGCGCAGAAGGCGAUCCAUAUGGACUUUGAGACCGCGGAGUACGGCGUGACGGAUGAGGAAUUCGCUGCCGUGACCAAGGCAUUCCCAAGAACGGAUUUUGUGAAUGGCGUCAACGAGACGUUUAUUUGGCUUUGCCAGACCAAGCCUGCGAGCACGUACGAUACUUUCAUGCAGCCGUGGGGAGACGCCUACGUUGCCAACUACACAGCCGUUGGGAGCCGGGUCUUUGACGUGAUAUUCCCGAAAAAGUAA